AUGGGCGAAGAAAAGAAACCUUUAUUAGAUGCUUCUGGUGCUGAGCACGUUGAAGAUCCUACUGCAACUGCAAUUUUGAAAAGAAAACAAAAGCCAAACUCUUUAUUAGUUGAUGACGCUAUUAAUGAUGAUAACUCUGUUAUUGCAAUUAAUUCUAAUACUAUGGAUAAAUUAGAGCUAUUCCGUGGUGAUACAGUAUUGGUAAAAGGUAAAAAAAGAAGAGAUACAGUGUUGAUCGUUUUGAUCGAUGAUGAUUUGGAAGAUGGUGCUUGUAGAAUUAAUCGUGUAGUUAGAAAUAACUUACGUAUUAGACUGGGUGAUAUUGUAACCAUUCAUCCAUGUCCUGAUAUUAAAUACGCUACAAGAAUCUCUGUAUUGCCAAUUGCUGAUACCAUUGAAGGUAUCACUGGUAAUUUGUUCGAUGUCUUUUUAAAACCAUACUUUGUUGAAGCUUAUAGACCAGUUAGAAAAGGCGACCAUUUUGUAGUAAGAGGUGGUAUGAGACAAGUUGAAUUCAAAGUUGUAGAUGUUGAACCUGAUGAAUACGCUGUGGUUGCUCAAGAUACAAUUAUUCACUGGGAAGGUGAACCAAUUAACAGAGAAGAUGAGGAAAAUAAUUUAAACGAUGUUGGUUAUGAUGAUAUUGGUGGUUGCCGUAAACAAAUGGCUCAAAUCAGAGAAAUGGUUGAAUUGCCAUUGAGACACCCACAAUUAUUUAAAACUAUCGGUAUUAAACCACCAAGAGGUGUUCUAAUGUACGGUCCACCAGGUACAGGUAAAACUUUGAUGGCUAGAGCUGUUGCUAACGAAACUGGUGCAUUCUUCUUUUUGAUUAAUGGUCCAGAAGUUAUGUCUAAGAUGGCUGGUGAAUCUGAAUCUAACUUGAGAAAAGCUUUCGAAGAAGCUGAAAAAAAUGCACCAGCUAUUAUCUUUAUUGAUGAAAUCGAUUCUAUUGCUCCAAAAAGAGAUAAAACUAAUGGUGAAGUUGAAAGAAGAGUGGUUUCUCAAUUGUUGACAUUGAUGGAUGGUAUGAAGGCUAGAUCAAAUGUUGUUGUCAUUGCUGCAACCAACAGACCAAACUCUAUUGAUCCUGCUUUAAGAAGAUUUGGAAGAUUUGAUCGUGAAGUUGAUAUUGGUAUUCCAGAUGCUACUGGUAGAUUAGAAGUAUUACGUAUUCAUACUAAAAACAUGAAAUUAGUUGAUGAUGUCGAUUUGGAAUCUUUGGCAGCUGAAACUCAUGGUUAUGUCGGUGCUGAUAUUGCAUCUCUAUGUUCUGAAGCUGCUAUGCAACAAAUCCGUGAAAAGAUGGACUUGAUUGAUUUAGAGGAAGAUGAAAUUGAUGCAGAAGUGCUAGAUUCCCUAGGUGUUACUAUGGAUAACUUCAGAUUUGCAUUAGGUAACUCUAAUCCAUCUGCUUUACGUGAAACUGUUGUUGAAAGUGUCAACGUUACUUGGGAUGAUAUUGGUGGUUUGGAAGAUAUCAAAAACGAAUUGAAAGAAACUGUUGAAUACCCAGUUUUGCAUCCAGAUCAAUAUACUAAAUUUGGUUUAUCUCCAUCUAAAGGUGUUUUGUUUUACGGUCCACCAGGUACUGGUAAAACUUUAUUAGCCAAGGCAGUUGCUACUGAGGUAUCUGCAAAUUUUAUUUCUGUCAAAGGUCCUGAAUUAUUGAGUAUGUGGUAUGGUGAAUCUGAGUCUAAUAUUCGUGACAUUUUCGACAAGGCUAGAGCUGCUGCUCCAACAGUUGUUUUCUUGGAUGAAUUGGAUUCGAUUGCAAAGGCAAGAGGUGGUUCCUUAGGUGACGCUGGUGGUGCUUCUGAUAGAGUUGUCAACCAAUUAUUAACAGAAAUGGAUGGUAUGAAUGCUAAGAAGAACGUUUUCGUUAUUGGUGCUACAAACAGACCAGACCAAAUCGACCCGGCUAUUUUAAGACCAGGUAGAUUGGAUCAAUUGAUUUACGUUCCAUUACCAGAUGAACCUGCUAGAUUAUCAAUCUUGAACGCACAAUUGAGAAAGACCCCACUUGAACCUGGUUUAGAUUUAGGUGCCAUUGCUAAAACUACCCAAGGAUUUUCUGGUGCUGAUUUGUCGUAUAUUGUUCAAAGAGCUGCCAAAUUUGCCAUCAAGGAAUCUAUUGAGGCACAAAGGGUAAAAUCUGAAGAAGAUGUUGAAAUGGAUGACACUAAAGCUGAAAAGGUAAAAGAAGAAGAAGAAGUCGAUCCAGUUCCUUACAUCACCAGAGAACAUUUUGCAGAAGCUAUGAAAACUGCCAAACGUUCUGUUUCUGAUGCUGAAUUACGUCGUUACGAAGCAUAUUCACAACAAAUGAAAGCAUCAAGAGGCCAAUUCAGUAAUUUUAGCUUUAACGACUCAGCAUUGGGUUCCAACGCUAAUAAUUCAGGAAAUGCAGGAUCUGGCGCUGGUGCUGCAUUUGGUUCUAAUGAAGCAGAUGAUGAUGAUUUGUACAGUUAA
Vanderwaltozyma polyspora DSM 70294 is the source of this 2472-nucleotide messenger RNA. RefSeq lists its product as uncharacterized. The transcript has a single exon. The record is from RefSeq and is a predicted model, not a curated record. Gene Ontology annotation, biological process: autophagosome maturation; mitotic spindle disassembly; retrograde protein transport, ER to cytosol. Bases 1 to 2472 code for a protein of 823 amino acids. Gene Ontology annotation, molecular function: polyubiquitin modification-dependent protein binding; ATP binding; ATP hydrolysis activity. Gene Ontology annotation, cellular component: nucleus; cytosol; VCP-NPL4-UFD1 AAA ATPase complex. Lineage: Eukaryota; Fungi; Ascomycota; Saccharomycetes; Saccharomycetales; Saccharomycetaceae.